AUGGCCACUCAAUCACAAGUAGCAUUUGUUACUGACUUUGGUGGUUUGAAUGUUUAUCCAGCCAUUGACAAUCAAAUUAUAUAUCCAACAAACACACCUCAAAAACAAUCAACAACAUUUACGCAAAGCAACACCAGUAAUACACCAAUGAACAAUUCUCAAGUACCACCUUUUUCAAAUUCUCAACAAUCUACGUUUGUUUAUAAUUUUACUCCCUCUACACCUAACACAACUAACAAUUCCUAUUCUUGCUAUUGCAGCGGAUGCCAUCAGAAAGGCCACAACCGAGCAAAGUGUACAAACCCGCCCUGCGAUGGAAGUUGUACUAAAGAGGACUGUUCAGUCAAAAAAAAACGCAAAAAGGAAGCAGCAACAGCUCAGCGAGAAGAGAAUGAAAGAAAAAACAAGAGAAGACGCACCAAAGCAGCACAAGAAACUACCGGUCUAAACGGUCCCCAAUUCCUUUCCGCGAUUGUAGGACAAAUCAAAGAUCACAUUCAACCCAAAUGCAACAAUCAACCUCCCAAACGAAAAAUUAGCGAAAUAUCUUGCGAUGAUGUCCAAAGUGUUGCAGUAUCCCAAUCAUCAUCAAGCACUGUAGAUAUUACUGAUGAUUUUGCGGAAAUUGAAGAGAUGUUUGAACAACAACCAUCGUCUCCUCCUCCGAUACCGAACUUGAACAACGAUGUGAUUGCAUAUGAGCUUGAGAGGUUGCGAAAAGAAAAUGCAGAGAUGAAACAGCAAAUUCAAGCACUGCGUGAAAGUUUAGAUUGUGUUUAUUCGUUUAUAAAUAAUGCGGGAAAAGGAUUUGCAGUUUUUGCUGAUAAAUUUAAAACGUUAAAAAAUCCUUGCAACAAUCAAUAA
Molecule: messenger RNA, 864 nt
Organism: Naegleria lovaniensis
Lineage: Eukaryota; Heterolobosea; Eutetramitea; Acrasida; Naegleriidae
Exons: 3
Coding region: 1-864 (287 amino acids)
Source: RefSeq, a predicted model, not a curated record